Messenger RNA from Opisthorchis viverrini, 258 nucleotides. RefSeq lists its product as hypothetical. Lineage: Eukaryota; Metazoa; Platyhelminthes; Trematoda; Opisthorchiida; Opisthorchiidae. The coding region runs from base 1 to 258 and encodes 85 amino acids. The transcript is spliced from 3 exons. The record is from RefSeq and is a predicted model, not a curated record.
AUGACGCAGGUUCACAAAAGCUGCUCUGAGCAUCCCAAUCCGGAUGAAAAUAUCAUCUCUCGCGAGACCAUCGGGGCUGAUACAGCUGCCCAGCUUUACACGUGCAUUGACUUCGUUACCGGUGUUUGCUCAGCCCUGAGCACUACCAUUAUUUCUCCAUCGAAAACAUCCUGUCCAAUCAACUCCCCAAAACAGCGAUACCGGUCUGUCAAAAUGUUCGGAGACAACACAUUCAAUCUCCGAGUGGGUUGUGAAUAA